AUGAGUUAGAAUAAGUAAAAGAGAAAAGUUGAUUCAAGUAGUGAAGGUGAAGAGAGUGAAGAUGAUUCUACAGAAUAAAAUUAAGAUAAUGAAUCCACAUAAUAAGGAGGAGAAAAUGAAGAUGAAGUAUUUGAUAUUGAUUUUAAAAAUUUACCCUCACACGCAUGCGAAUAUUGUGGUGUCCAUAAUAAGAAUAGUGUUAUAAAGUGUCUAAAUAAAGAUUGCAACAAAUGGUUUUGCAAUGGUAAACAAUAAGGUUAGGGAGCAUCUCAUAUUAUUAUGCAUUUAGUUAAAUCUAAACACAAAGAAAUUUAGGUACACCCUGAGAACUAAAACUCAGAUACUACUAUUGAAUGUUACAUUUGUGAGAAUAAAAAUAUAUACUUAUUAGGUUUAGUUCACUUAAAAAAUUAAGAAGAUCAAGGUUUGAUUAUUUGUAGACAACCUUGCUUGAAUCUAAAAAAGUAUAAUGAGAUGUAAUGGGAAAUUGAAAAAUGGAAUCCUUUAAUUGAUGAAAAGAUGAUUGUUUCUUGGUUAGCUUCACCACCAAGCGCCAAGCAAAUGGAAAAAGGGUUUAAAGUUUCUUAGAAGCAAAUUUACGAGUACGAGGAGUAAAUUAAAACUAACCCCAAUUUUAAAUUAGCAUAAGGUGCUGCUUAAAGUUAAGUCAAGAAACUAAAACCAGUGUUAUUGCGUUAUAAAACUGGUAAAUAGUAUUUCUAAACAUUCUACAACUUAAUUGAAGCUGAGGCUAACUAUGACAAAGCUUUAAAGGAAAAUCUUCAUUACAACAGCAUUACUGUUAAGUGGGAUAUUUCUUUAAAGAGUAGAAAAGUGGCUCAAUUUGUAUUGCCUUAGGGAGAAGAUAAUGAAUUCAACCUUUUGAGUGGUUCUGAAUUAAAGAUCACCUACAAAAAGAAUAAGAAAGAUGAAGAAUGGUCUGCCAAGGGUACUAUAACUAAAGUCGGAAAUAAUGAUGAAGUCUUUGUUGAACUAAGUCAUAAUGUAAAAGAUACCCCACCAUCAGGAAAGGGAUACACAAUAGAAUUUGUAUGGAAACAUACUGCUGUUAAGCGUAUUAAAAAAGGUAUUAAGAAAUUCUGGUAAGAUGAAAAAUGCAUUAGCUCGUUCUUAUACUUUUAAAUUCUUGGUCAUUAGAACGAAGAACAGUAAACACCUACUUUGGAUAUACAACUUCCUAAGCAUUAUUCUUUACCCAAAAUGCCUGAGCUCAACUAUUAUUAAGUUGAAGCAGUUAAAAAGGCUCUUCAAUAACCUCUUUGCUUGAUUUAAGGUCCUCCAGGUACUGGUAAAACUUUUACAAGUACAGCAAUCAUUUACCAUCUAGUAAAGAACAUUUAAAAGAGCGGAUAGAGAGGCCAGGUUUUAGUCUGUGCUCCUUCUAACAUCGUUGUAGAUUAACUAGCAGAAAGAAUACACUAGGCUGGUAUCAAGGUAGUUAGAAUGUGCUCUCGUUCUAGAGAAAUGAUUUCAUCAUCAGUAGAAUUCUUAACUUUGCACAAUCAAGUAAGAAGUUUAGAUUUCGAUGAAUACAAAGAAAUGUAAAAGUUACUCGAGCUUAAAGAAGAUUAAGGUGAGUUAGACCAUGAUGAUGAAGACAAAUAUUAUAGUUUAAAAAGAUAAGGUGAAAAGGAAAUUUUGAGAAAUGCGGAAGUUAUUUGUUCGACUUGUAUAUCAUCAGCAGACCCAAGAUUGAAGGAUAUUAGAUUCAAGCAUGUUCUAAUUGAUGAAGCUACAUAAGCUAUUGAACCAGAAUGUUUGUUACCUAUGUUGAAAGGAGCUAAGCAUGUCAUUUUAGUAGGAGAUCAUAGAUAAUUGGGUCCUGUUGUUACUUGCAGAGAUACUGCAAAGGCUGGUUUGAAUAAAAGUCUUUUUGAAAGAAUGGUUAGUAUGGGUAUUAGACCAAUUAGAUUGUAAGUUUAGUACAGAAUGCAUCCUGAUCUCUCUAUUUUCCCUUCAAAUACUUUCUAUGAAGGAACUUUGUAAAAUGGUGUAACUUUCAACGAUAGACAAUUCCAUGGUGAAUUCCCGUGGCCUAAUAAAAAUAAACCUUUGAUGUUUUUAAAUUCCUGUGGUGUUGAAGAAAUAUCUUCAAGUGGUACCAGUUACUUAAAUAGAUAAGAAACUGCCUUAAUUGAAGAUAUUGUAUUCAGAUUAAUAAAAGCUAAGGUAAAACCUGAAUAAAUAGGUAUCAUCACUCCUUAUAAAGGUUAAAGAUUCUAUAUUGGCGAUUACUUAAGUAAGAACGGACGUUUGAACCAUGUCUUAUAUAGAUAAAUAGAAAUUGCCUCUGUUGAUGGAUUUUAAGGAAGAGAAAAAGAUUAUAUAAUUAUUUCUUGUGUAAGAAGCAAUGAGUGCUAAGGUAUUGGUUUUUUAACAGACCCACGUCGUCUUAACGUAGCUAUUACAAGAGCUAGAUACGGACUUAUUAUUGUCGGUAAUGCUAAGGUACUUGCAAGAGAUAAUCUUUGGAACAAUCUUCUCAAUCAUAUGAAAGAAAACAAGGUUUUGGUUGAUGGAACACUAAAUGAUCUAAGACAAUGCACAUUAAAGUUCAGAUAACCUCAAAAAUAUGUACCUGAAAGAUCAGAAUUUUAAGAUAACAAUAAUGACAAUGAUGAUGCCAGGUCAACAGUUAGUUACAAAAUAGAUAACAUAAACAACUUUGAUCUUGAGUUGCCUAUUGGAUUUGGAUUUAGAAACAGUGAGUUUGGAUUUAACAAAAUGCCCUAAACAGAAUAGUUCAGAAAGAUUCAAAAAGAUUAAACUCUCAAUAUGGUAAAGAAUUAUGGAACUUAGCUUUACAAUAACUAGAAUAAUUAAGAGAUUUUCUUCUUUGGUUAGGACAGAGAAUAAAACUAUUAUGAUAUUCCAAGCUAACAAAAAAAUAAUGUUCAGCCUAAUUAGUUUAGAAACAAUGGAGGCUUUACUAAUUUGAAUCCAAAUUCUAAUAAUUAGAAUGAUUUCAAUGGAAGAAAUAGAGAUGACUACAAUAAUUAAGAUGAAUAAGCUGAAGAUCAAGAAGAUGAUAACUAUACAAAUGGUGGUGAUGAAAUUUACACAGAAAAGCAAAACGAUUACAACAAUCCAAUAAUCUAGAAGUCAUAACCAAAAGAUAACUCCUAGAACAGCAAAUCAACUUCUUUUGGAGGUAUCGGUACAUUCAGUAUAGGUGCUUAGAAAUAUAGUUAGUUUGAUUUAGAUUUACCUGAUGAAUUUAAAUGA
Tetrahymena thermophila SB210 is the source of this 3246-nucleotide messenger RNA. RefSeq names its product phage head-tail adaptor family protein, putative. Lineage: Eukaryota; Ciliophora; Oligohymenophorea; Hymenostomatida; Tetrahymenidae. Gene Ontology annotation, biological process: nuclear-transcribed mRNA catabolic process, nonsense-mediated decay. Gene Ontology annotation, molecular function: zinc ion binding; RNA helicase activity; ATP binding. Gene Ontology annotation, cellular component: cytoplasm. The record is from RefSeq and is a predicted model, not a curated record. The transcript has 17 exons.